AUGCAAGAGCAAAAUGUUAUUGCAAAAAAGCAAGUAAAUGGUGACUUUAUGAUCAAACCGGAAAGUGGUGGUGCUCAAUUGAGUACAGAUCAAUGGCCUUUACUCCUCAAGAAUUACGAUAAACUUCUCGUUCGUUCUUCUCACUUUACACCUAUUCCACAUGGAUGCUCUCCUCUCAAACGUGAUUUGGUUCAAUACAUCAAAUCAGGUGUGAUCAAUUUGGACAAACCAAGUAAUCCUUCUUCGCACGAAGUUGUUGCUUGGAUCCGUCGUAUGUUGCGUGUGGAAAAGACUGGUCAUUCAGGUACUUUGGAUCCAAAGGUUACCGGAUGUUUGAUUGUAUGCAUCGAUCGUGCAACCAGAUUAGUCAAAUCUCAACAAGGUGCCGGAAAGGAAUACGUUGCAGUCUUGCGUUUACACGAUUCUUUGGGUGAUGUGAAAAAGCUACCUCGUGCUUUGGAAACAUUAACCGGUGCUUUGUUCCAACGUCCUCCCCUCAUCUCAGCUGUAAAACGUCAAUUGCGUAUCCGUACCAUCUAUGAGAGCAAACUUUUGGAAUUCGACAACGAUCGUCACUUGGCCGUCUUUUGGGUCUCUUGCGAAGCAGGUACAUACAUUCGUACAUUGUGUGUCCAUUUGGGUCUUUUGUUGGGCGUUGGAGGUCACAUGCAAGAAUUGCGUCGUGUUCGCAGUGGAGCUUUGGGUGAAGAUGACAACAUUGUCACUAUGCACGAUUUAUUGGAUGCUCAAUGGCUAUACGACAAUCAAAGAAAUGAAGAGUACUUGCGUCGUGUUAUCCGUCCUCUUGAAUCCCUUUUGGUCGGCUACAAACGUAUCGUCGUCAAAGAUUCUGCCGUCAAUGCCGUUUGUUAUGGUGCCAAAUUGAUGAUUCCAGGUCUUUUGCGAUACGAAGCUGCAAUUGAAAUUGGAGAAGAAGUUGUUUUGAUGACAACAAAGGGUGAAGCUAUCGCUUUGGCAUAUGCUCAAAUGAGCACAGCAGAUCUAGCAACUGCAGACCACGGAAUUGUCGCCAAAGUCAAACGUUGCAUUAUGGAACGUGAUACAUACCCACGUAGAUGGGGAUUAGGUCCAAAAGCACAAGAGAAGAAGAAGAUGGUCAAAGACGGUAAAUUGGACAAGCACGGUCGUGAAAUCGAUGGUGUCACGCCCAAGAGCUGGAAGGAUGACUAUACUGAUUACAGCAAAACUGAUAAGCUUACGCACAUCGGAGUUGCAAGUCAAUCCGUUUCUAAGCCUCUUGUUCAACCAACGGCUACACCUGAUGAAGGAAAGAAGAGAAAAGCAAGUGAUGAUGCAGGCGAUGAAAGUGCUACCGGCGAGACAGAAGAAGAACGUAAGCGUCGUAAGAAGGAAAAGAAAGAACGUAAAGCAGCCGAAGCAGCUGCAAACAAUUCCGUAGCAGAAGACGGCGAUACCUCCAAAUCUGAAAAGAAGAAGAAAAAGAAGAAGGAUAAGAGCGAGUAA
Messenger RNA from Meira miltonrushii, 1485 nucleotides. Its product is annotated as putative rRNA pseudouridine synthase. The record is from RefSeq and is a predicted model, not a curated record. The transcript has a single exon. Bases 1 to 1485 code for a protein of 494 amino acids. NCBI's taxonomy places the organism in Eukaryota, Fungi, Basidiomycota, Exobasidiomycetes, Exobasidiales, Brachybasidiaceae. Gene Ontology annotation, cellular component: box H/ACA snoRNP complex. Gene Ontology annotation, biological process: rRNA pseudouridine synthesis; box H/ACA sno(s)RNA 3'-end processing; snRNA pseudouridine synthesis. Gene Ontology annotation, molecular function: RNA binding; pseudouridine synthase activity.